Molecule: messenger RNA, 5718 nt
Organism: Onychomys torridus (southern grasshopper mouse)
Lineage: Eukaryota; Metazoa; Chordata; Mammalia; Rodentia; Cricetidae
Product: zinc finger and BTB domain-containing protein 16
Exons: 3
Coding region: 12-572 (186 amino acids)
Biological process (GO): regulation of transcription by RNA polymerase II
Molecular function (GO): DNA-binding transcription factor activity; RNA polymerase II cis-regulatory region sequence-specific DNA binding
Source: RefSeq, a predicted model, not a curated record
CAGGCACGGACAUGGCUGUUUUCUGUCUGCUGUGUGGAAAGCGCUUCCAGGCCCAGAGUGCGCUCCAGCAGCACAUGGAGGUCCAUGCAGGCGUGCGCAGCUACAUCUGCAGCGAGUGCAACCGGACCUUUCCCAGCCACACAGCUCUCAAACGCCACCUUCGCUCACACACAGGUGAUCACCCCUAUGAGUGUGAGUUCUGUGGCAGCUGCUUCCGAGAUGAGAGCACACUCAAGAGCCACAAGCGCAUCCACACCGGUGAGAAACCCUAUGAGUGCAAUGGCUGUGGCAAGAAGUUCAGCCUCAAGCACCAGCUGGAAACGCACUACAGGGUUCACACAGGUGAGAAGCCCUUUGAGUGCAAGCUCUGCCACCAGCGUUCGAGAGACUACUCGGCCAUGAUCAAGCACCUGAGGACGCACAACGGCGCCUCUCCCUACCAGUGCACCAUCUGCACGGAGUACUGCCCCAGCCUCUCCUCCAUGCAGAAGCACAUGAAGGGCCACAAGCCGGAGGAGAUCCCACCCGACUGGAGGAUAGAGAAGACGUACCUCUACCUGUGUUAUGUUUGAAGGGGGGACCCCCCCCCACACACACACACGGUAGAAUAGCGGUGGGAGCCCGCAAAGAUGAGCUAGAGCGAGAUAAAGUGGAAAGACUGCAGAGAAAAGAAAAGGGAAAUAGAAAAGAAAGAGAGAGAGAAGAAAACUUGGUAGUUACUUGGCAUUGGAUUCCUUCUGGGGUUCCGGGUGAUGGGUUGUCAUACCGAUGCCCUUUCCCUCGGGUCUCUGCCCUCCUUGGUUCUCUUGGGUGGGUGGGGUGGUUUUGCUCAUCCACACAGUGGCAUAUUUGUCUCCUCCUCACAACUUAGACCUUCCUCUUGUGUCCAGAAAUGGAAACCAGGAAGCAAGUGUGAGGUCCUCUGGUCACAGCCACUGCCUCUGCCCUCUCUCCUCCCUUCUCCUCUCCUGAAGAGAGUGGGAGGGGAGCAGAGAGGGCAGCUGGAGGCAGGGAGGGGUGGUGUCUCUGGCUGAUGCUCAGAAUGGCAGUUCUGGCAUACCUGGGGGCAGACUGGGAAGGGAAAGGCUCUCUGCUCUGCCCAGCCAUACCUGGUGCCCUCAUGGUCUCCAAGAGCAGCUCCUGGAACCUGCUUGAUGGCUGUCCUCUGGUCACAAGGGGCUCACACCCUGUGUGGAUCUGGACUCUGUCUUCCUUAGGUCCCUGCUGGGGAGACUGUGUCAGAUUCUAAAGCCCCUUCCUUCCCUCCCUCGGCUUUCAGACAACACGGAACAAAAUAAAUCCACACUGUACCCUAGCCAAACCCCCUCAUGAGCAAGAUUCCCGCUGGUCUGCUUUCUGCUUGCAAAAAGGAAACAAAACAAAACAAAACCCGACUAAAUAUAUUCCAUCCCGCCAUCCAGACAAGCACACAUCGCUGCAACCCCACUUCAGCCCCUUGCGGGCAGGAAUGCCAUCUUCCUAUUGAAAGGUCCUGUUGUCCAAAAGAAGAAGUGGAUGCCCUCCUGCAGGUGAACUUGACCCGCAGGUGGGAAUGGAUGUCCUGCCUGAGCACGGUGGGAGGACUAGCCAUGGAGGAAGUUGCUAUCACACUGAGGAUCCUUUACCCCACAUCCGGAGAUCAGCACAAUUCUGGCUCAGGUCCCCUCAGCCCCCAGGGAUCAGGGAGAAGGAGCUGAUGGCCUCUUGUUACUUUUGCUUUUAGCACAUUGUACUUGAAUUACCUCAGUUUUCAUUUUUUGUGACCUCAUGAGCUUUUCAAACCCCUCUUUUUUUUUUAUCCCUUUGGUUAGGGGGGUUAUUGGAGGAACGGGGAGGGUGUACUUUUCUGUUGUAGCAUAAGUUAAUAGUUGGCUUUGAAUCUGACUUGGUAGGGGCCCUCCCCUUCUCUGGCUGGAAGCUGUCAGAAAAAGUGGACCACUCAGACUCUGAAUAGAAGGCCAGGAGGGCUGAGAAGGUGGUGGGAAUGGAGAGAAUGACAGUUGGGUGUGUUCUUCUCACUGCUCCAAUAGAGUCACAGGCACAGCACCAUCCAGGGCUCAGACCAGCAGUGCCCAGCUUUAGCUGAGCCUGAAACACUUUAGAGAAAAGUCCAACUGCUCCUAGAAUUAUCUGGGCUGUUGAGACUUGAGGAGGGAGGGCUGUUAUUAAGAUCUAUACAACCACAUGGCCCUCUCCUGUGCUGUUAUCACUGCCAAAAUGGGCAUAUUUUCAUGGCUGGUAUGCAUGUGAGGAGUGGACAUCGGCCUGGUUUUGUUAUGCUGGGUGGGGCAUUGUUUUUCUAAAAGCUACCUCUUCCGUUUGUCCAGUCUUUUCGUUCCUUGGGCAGUUCUGCCUCCUCCCACCCUCCAGUCUCCCCACCCUGAAUUUUGGAAAGCACAUUUGCAAUAAUCCCUUUUGCUUUGGGAUGACCCCUCCCUGUCAUUUCCUGCUUUCUGUAUAAGCUAAUUGUUUUCUUCCUCCUCCUCCUCUUUCUCUGAGAGAGUCAUGGCUGUGUUUUGAGCUUAGGUGUUAAAAAGUGGUUUAGGGGAGCCGUUGGCAGGGGCGAAGGACUGUGAGGAAUAACGGAAAAUCCGAGGGAUGAGUGCUGCUGUAACCACUCUCCUGUCCCUCAGCCAGGCCCCCAACCCCCACCCCACCUUCCCCUUCAAUCUUAUCCACCAUUUCUGAAGGCCUUAAACAUUGUGUGUUGGGAGGGUGUGGGUUGGAGGCGCUCGCCUCUCCAGCUUAGUGAACUAGGGAUGGUCAAGUACAGAGGGCGCUAUUUUGGAACUAUAGUUAGUGGUGACUUAGUGCAUUGGGAAGGUAAAAAGGUUAAACUUGAAACAUGUGACCAGAACAGUUGUCGUGUUUAUAAUGUGAAAAGAGAAUCUUUUUAGGGAAGAGCUGUCUUUAAAGAUCAGUAUGCACCGUGGCUUCCUCCUCAGUCCAGGGAGGUAAAGAGAGAACACUGCUCACCUUCAGGGGCUCUGCAAAUCCCAGAAAACAGUAUUUUUUAGCAGUAAGAUGUCAUUCAAAAUUGAUGGUGAAGGGAAAAAUAUCCCAACUAUUCCAUAGAACUGGCUGGUCCCUAGCUUCCUGGCCCUUCCCACUCAGUCUCCACCCCCCCUCCCUGCCCCGCCCAAUCAUAAAAGUUUGAGAGAGCUGAGCAGAUCUUUGCAAAUUGUAAUAUUUUUGUAGUGUUUGUUAGCUCCUUCAGUUGUGCAGGACCUUGCGCUGUCCUUUUGUAAUGUGAAUAAGGGGAAAAAAGAUUUAAAAAGAGAAAAAGUAAAAAAAAAAAAAAAAAAAAAAAGUUCACCGCCAUCAACAGCAAAAUAUCCCUUUGUACGUAUGUGCGUCUGUGUACGUGUGUAUGUGCUUGUGUUGUGGUGUGUGUGUGUGUGUGUGUGUGUGUGUGUGUGGCUGGAGAUGAAGCCAUGCUGUGUUGUCUGUGCUGCUGUCUCAGUGUUGAAUGGUACUCACUCAGCACCUAUCUGCCCUGUCUGUCCCUGAGGAUUCUGGGGAUCCUAGCGGAGGCAGGGAUAACUUUGAAGGGACACUUUCCUUGUUUUCCUUGCAGCCAGACCCCAACAUGCCUCUCCCCCAAUCACAAAGAGGAAACGGUUUUAAAAUUGCCAGAGCCUUUUCAGCUGGGCUUGAUGGCCACCAGGCAGGUAGGGGGCUGUUGAGAAACCUUCUGGAGCACCUGGAGUUGGGGCGGUUAGAAGGGUGGAGGCGCUUUCCUAUCCAGGGAAGCCUGAACUGUAUUUAUUCCACUCCUCUUAGAGACUUCUGGUUUGCCACUCCUCUGCCUUUGGCUGUAUUCUUACAGAACCCCGACUUGCUGCUGCCUUAUCCGGCUCUGUGACCUUCUCCCACCUCACAAAUCCAAGCUGCUUACUGGUCCCUCCCCUUGCCCAGCUUCUACGAAUGAACCCCUUAAUAUUUUGGGUGACAUUGACCCUUCCCUUGGUGCCCCUUUCCCCUCACUCCUUUGGUCAUUUAAAGCAUUAAAAUCCUAUGUGUAUAUGGGAUAGACAAUAUAUAUAUAGAUAUAUAUAUAUAUAGAAAGAGAUAUAGCAAGAGAGAUAUAAAAUAGAAAAAUGUCUUUGCUGCUUGGCUGCUUUACAUGAAGAAGAGGAAGGCAGAUCUGGGGUACAAGGGUGGGUCGGAAGGCUGGGGGAACCCAGUGAUUCAGUACAAUCCAGGGAUGCCAAACGGGCUUAAUUUAAAUCUCUGUGCCUGAACAAUUUUUCAUGUUGAGAAAAAAAAAAAAACCUGCUGCAAAUUUGACAAGUGUAUGGUACGCUUCCAGAUGUGAUGGGUGCGACCCAGAUGAGAGGGCCAGGGUCCCUCCUUGGAGGAGAGCCAGCAGGAAGCACUUUUGGUUUUGGGCCAUGGGUAGGGGGAGUAGAGUGGGUAGACUUUUGGCCAAUCCCCUGGCAAGCCAGACUAGGGUGGACAGUGGGGACACUGAUGUGUGAGACAGAUGCACAAAGAGCUGGGGUUCUGUUGGUUUAUUUUUCCUUCUGCUUGUUUGCCCCCUCCCCACACCUUCCAACUGGUGGUCUCCUUGUCUCCUGGAACUUCCGGCUUCGUUCCUGUGGCUGCACUUACUGGAGAUGCCUCUAGCAGGACUAACAGCAAAACUAAUGAAGUGGGGGAGAGAUGUCCAAAGGAAGAGUGCAGGUCAAACAGAAUAGACGAGAUCAGAGGAAAGGGUGAGGAGAAAGGAGGAAAAGCCCCCGCAAGCCUGCCUGCCAGCAGCUCUGAGUCCUCGGCUCCUGGGUGGCCCACUUUGCAGACAGGGUCCCACCUCCCCACGUGUAUCAUAGUAUUUGUUCACAUAGUGUUAUGCAUGAAUCCUUGUAAGGUGAAGAACCGUCAUGAUGCACCAUGCCAUUGCCCUAUAUAUAAAGAUAAAGAUAUAUAUAUAUAUAUAUAUGUAUGUAAGUUAAAGCACUGAGGCCCCAUGGCCCUGCUGGACCAAGCAAAACUAAGCCUUUCGGUUGGGGUGUUACAUUUUUUUCUUUUGUUUUGUUUUGUUUUGGCUUGUCUGAUGUUGUCCGAGCACAAGUGCCAGUCUGAUUGCUUUGUAUCACAGAACAGUGUUUUUUAAUUCAUCGAUGUUCUAGUUAAUGUCUACCUCAGCACCUCCUCGUAGCCUAAUUCUCGGAGGUUGCCCAAUUUGGUUUCUUCAAUUGUAUCGGUUCUUUUUGUUGUUGUUGUACAAAUCAACCUCCCCGCCCUUGUCUCUUUCUCCUUCUCCCCCCCCUCCCCUCACUCACACUCUUCCUCCCUUGGGUGUCCCCCCCCCCCGCCCCUCCCCGGCUUGCCUCACUGUCCUCCAAUCCAGAUCGCCAGUUCUUUCUGUCCCCUCGAAGUGCGCGCGCUCCUGAUUGCCGCUUAUCCACACCUGCCUUCGUUUCGUGUAGAUGGAUGCGUUUCUUCGUAACUUCAGUGUUUCUGACAAGAUUAAAAAGAAAAAAAAAUAAGGAAAAAAAUGAAUUUACUGCUGCAGGUUUCCCCAUGUGUCACGAAGUGAAGUUUGUGCCUUCUAUAGCAAAGAGAAUAUUUUUUACAUCCUACUAACAGUAGAUUUUUUUGUAGUGAACAUUUUUUGUAUUUUUAUUUAUAAGUCUCAUAAGAAAAAUAGCGAUGUUCAGUUGUAUACCUUGAAUCUGCAGUUAGAAGAGAAUAAAGUUAAUUCAGUUGUCUCUG